AUGUCGCAUCAUUCUUAUCCGCAGAAGAUUGGCAACUGGUGGCUUGGUGCGAACCUCGGCUCCGGGUUCUCAGGCUCGAUAUUUCGCGCCACAAACAUCCACACCAGGCAAGAAGUCGCUAUCAAGCUGCAAGAUGUGGAUGUCGACUGCCCCACUAACCGUUACGAGCGAUCUUUCUACCCUGCCCUCCAAGGUGGCGUGGGUAUGCCUACAUUAUGGGCAUCUGGAAUCGAGGGGGAUUAUGACUACCUUGUCAUCGAUCUCCUUGGUUCCAGUCUUGAUUCCCUCUUCCGACGGAGUGGGCGGAGUGUCAUGGACCUUCGUAGUGUGUGUUGUAUCGCGAUGCAAGUGGUUAGUCCCACUCUCCUUCCCGCACCAAAUGGCGCUUUUCGAACCUUCGUAUCUUUACUUCCUCGCCUCUGUCUGGCCUUACGCGCCAUAAGAUCUCCAGACUGGAAUUCAUGCAUUCGCGCGGUGAUCUACAUGAUCGAUUUUGGAUUCUCAAAAUUUUAUAUCGACCCUGUGACCAAGCGUCACAUUCCUGAUAGCAAAGUCAAGCGCGACUUCAUUGGGAACUACUGGUUUAGCUCAGUCGCCGUCCAUUGCAGAGGCAAGGUGCCGUCACGGCGGGACGACCUAGAAGCUGUGGCGCUAAUGCUCAUCCAUCUGCUCACCCCGGGCGGCCUCAGCUGGACGCGCAACGGCGUCCCCAAGACGAAUGCAGCACACGAUCGUCUUAUGCGAGAAAAGCGAGACGCCCAACCGGAAGAUCUCUGUCGAGGGUUGCCAGCCGUCUUUGAAGAGUUUUUGAGAUAUUGCCGGCGGCUGAAGUUUUCAGAGUGUCCAGAUUACGCACACUGGGUGAACGAAUUCCGAGAGCUUGCAGUCGACAAAGGGUAUCCGCGGAGUUCCCUCUUUGUUUGGCCUCCUCCAAAUCCAGAGCCAACAGUGCAAGUUAUAUCACCGACAAAACGAUCAGCUCUGGCAGAUAAGGAUGCGGUCGAGGGUAUCUUGAACAACCUCGCCAAUCUUCAGAUACGCGACCGCCAAGUUUUGGGCAGCCGUAAAGAGACGGCGGACGCGGACCGAGAUGAGGUGAAAACCCCGGUCGGGUUCGAGGACAUCAUCGUCAUCAGCAGCGAUGACGAGAACAUGGCACCGGCCGCCAUGCGCCUCCCGAAAGCUGUGCAGUUAAAUAAACUGGUGCGCUCAGUACCGGGAGCGACUGACAAUGUUGCGCUUGCGCGAGUGGUACACGACUUCGUGACUGUACUACAAGAUAGUCGAUCGCGAACGCUAACGAAGGAGGGUUUUGCAUUCCUCGAUGCGCUAUACAAGCAACUCGCCGAUCCCUCGGUGUACGUUCAGCCACUGCGCACAUCGAGGCCCCGAGAUAGUGCCAAAGACGGCGAGCAGGUGCAUCCGGAGCCACGGCAAGUUAAACAAAAUAAGUUAUGGAACAUGCGUCGGGACGUUGCGACGGCGAAGAAUAAUAAGGCUCUGGCGCAGCUAGUCGCUGAGUUCGGAGCCCUGAUCAAUCGGAGCAUCCAUUUCAAGCUGGAUAGUCGCCGAUCCAAGUUCAACACAAAUGUGACACGGAAAAAGCAGCCGCAACACGAGUACCAGUACCACUGA
Fibroporia radiculosa is the source of this 1635-nucleotide messenger RNA. RefSeq lists its product as uncharacterized. Lineage: Eukaryota; Fungi; Basidiomycota; Agaricomycetes; Polyporales; Fibroporiaceae. The record is from RefSeq and is a predicted model, not a curated record. Gene Ontology annotation, cellular component: cytoplasm; nucleus. Gene Ontology annotation, biological process: signal transduction; endocytosis; peptidyl-serine phosphorylation. The transcript has 6 exons. Gene Ontology annotation, molecular function: ATP binding; protein serine/threonine kinase activity. The coding region runs from base 1 to 1635 and encodes 544 amino acids.